AUGGCUGGUUUAAUCUCAUCACCUGAUUCAAAUAAGCUCCAAAGACAUAAUGUGGCUGACAUGAAAGAUAUGAUUAGCAACUUACCCGAUAGCAUUCUUCAUUACAUUCUUUCUUUACUCCCUACGAAAGAUGCUAUACAAACUUCCAUUUUGGCGAAAAGGUGGAAGUACUUGUGGACCGGCUUAUGUGUCUUUGAUUUUAGAAAGUUCAGUGUCAUGAUUGAUCCAGCUUGUGCCAUGCUUCAUGGAUUUUCGAUUGAUGCGAAUAAAGUUAAUUCUCUUAUAUCUGCUGCAAUGAAGCACAACAUUGAAGAGCUUAAGCUUUUCCUACCUGUGAGGCCUCUAUUUAAUUUAUCUAAUUGUUUCUCAGCUUCUAAAUCAUUGAAUAAGCUGGUUUUACAUUUGGGUUGUGUUCUAGAUGUUUCUAGCGACAUUCAUUUUCCUAGCCUAAAGACAUUAAAGCUUUCAUUUGUUACCUUUGCAAAUGAGAAGUCAGCUCUACAACUUUUCUCUGGGUGCCCUGUCCUACAGAAGUUAAGCUUGUGUAAUUGUAAUUGGGACAACAUUGAGCAGAUCAACAUAAAAUUUCCCACAUUAAAGACAUUAACCAUCUCUGGCGCCUGUUCCUGUCGAGGUCAUUUGCUCAAUUUUACAGUCACAAUUGAUGUUGCGAAUCUUUUAUCUUUUAGUUAUAAAAGCCAUGUGACAAUAGAAUUAGUCUUUGUUAACCUGGCCUCCAUAGUUGAUGCACAUAUUGAUGUUCCUCCCUCAGAAAGUCUAAUUAAACUAUUGAGUGGACUUGGUAGUAUCAAAUCUCUUAGACUAUCAAAUGAUAUGCUUGAGUGUUUUUCCAAUGCUUUCCAUCUCCUUCCAAUGUUCAACAAUUUGACACAUCUUAAUGUGGAUUUGGGAUAUUGGAUUUCCCCAGAUAUCUGCUUGGAUGGUGAAGACUGGAUAUUGAACUCAGUACCUUCUUGUUUCAAAUAUAGUCUCAAAUUAUUUUCUAUUUCAAAUUUUGAUGGGGGUGAAGCUGAAAUUCAGUUGCUAAAGUUCUUAUUAGAAAAUGCCACAGUUUUAGCAGAAAUCCGGAUAUUCUGUUCGAAAACUUUAUCUGCUGAUUUGAAGAAGCAGGCUGAGAUCGGCAAUCAGUUGCAACUCGCUUGCAGAAUUAUUCUGGGUCUUUUAACGCGCGCUAGGAAGGUAUACAUUAACUCGAGGUUUGAUGGUUGUUUUCUAGAAUUUUGGAUGUUGAGGGGAUUUGAGAAUUUGCUAGUGGAUGCUUAA
Lotus japonicus is the source of this 1284-nucleotide messenger RNA. Its product is annotated as F-box/LRR-repeat protein At4g14103-like. The transcript is spliced from 5 exons. Lineage: Eukaryota; Viridiplantae; Streptophyta; Magnoliopsida; Fabales; Fabaceae. Bases 1 to 1284 code for a protein of 427 amino acids. The record is from RefSeq and is a predicted model, not a curated record. Gene Ontology annotation, molecular function: protein binding.